UUAACAUCUCAGUGGUCAUAUGACUCAAGUGUGUCUGUAAGGUGGAUGUUGUUAUCUACUGUUCUACAGUUGAGUCAAGUUUUGUACUGAAUACAAAUGAUCAUUCACGACUUUCUUCGGUAGAGAAGACAUUUGAGUAUACAGUACGGACCUAACAACAUGGUUGCAAUGGCUGGUUUGAUAGACAUAAGGAGCCGACUCGCAGGGCUUUUUUUGGUUGUGCAAGCUCUGUGUGUACAAGUAUGCAUCUCUUUCGGCCAGAUUGACCCUUUGGUCUAUGAUGAGCAACUGCUGUGGGUGAGUGGCGGGGCGGGGGAGGUGAGCACCUACCGCAUCCCCCUGCUUUCCUUCACCCCGAAGGGCAGUCUGCUGGCCUUCGCUGAGGCGCGGAAGGAGUCUGCCAGCGACAUCGGGGCCAAGUUCCUCGCCAUGCGACGCUCCACAAACAGAGGUGCUACCUGGUCUCCAACCUCCUUCAUAGUGGAUGACGGCUCCCUGGCAGAUGGGCUGAACCUUGGUUCGGUGGUGGUGGAUGAGGAGACUGGCUCCGUGAUGCUGAUCUACUCUCUGUGCUUCCACCAGUACCAGUGUGAACCCGCCAGUGUUAUGCUGGUGGAGAGCUUGGACGAUGGUCUCAGCUGGAGCCGACCGAGGAACCUCUCGAUCCAGCUCGGGGUCAAGAACUUUGCCCCUGGGCCCGGCUUUGGGAUUCAGAAACAUUACCCUCCAGCCAAGGGGCGUCUGGUUGUGUGCGGACACGGAACCCUGGAGGGAAAUGGAGUCUUCUGCAUUCUGAGCGACGACCACGGACGAAGUUGGAAGAACGGCGCCGCGCUGAAAAGCAUCCCUUACAACCAGCCCAAGCAAGCUCUGGACUUCAACCCGGAUGAGUGCCAGCCAGUGGAGUUGGAGGACGGCAGCAUCGUCAUCAACGUGCGCAACCAGAACAACUACCACUGCCACUGCCGCAUUGUGACGCGCAGCUUGGACGGGGCCGAGACGUUACCUCUGGAGUACCUGGUGUUUGACUCCACCCUGGUAGACCCUGCAGUAGCUGCAGGGAUGCUGCAGAAGGAAGGCGUGAUGUACUUCACCAACCCAGCUAACAGCUCCCAUCGGAUCAACCUAACCCUGCGGUGGUCUCUGACCAAUGGUACCUCGUGGGAGAAGAAUGAUGCCCAGAUUUGGGAGGGGCCGAGUGGUUACUCCAGCAUGACAUCAUUUCCACAUGGUGGUGCCGAGGACAGGAAGUAUAUUUUCGUCAUCUACGAGAAAGGCCACAAAAACUAUGACGAAACCAUCUCUUUUGCCAAGAUCCACCUAUAUAGUGGGCGGUAGUCGGAACUAGGAUUCGUUUGAACCUUUUUCGAUCAAAAUGAAUUCGUUUAUAUUGACGGAGGCACAUGGCGGAAGUAGGAACUAGGAACUGUUUAACCUUUUAGAUGAACAUGAAUUGGUUUAUAUUGACAGGGACACCUGAUUCUUGAUCAGCACAGAAAUAUUUUUAUAAAUAAAAAAGUAGGUGGCUGGCGGUAGGAAAUACUCAACCUAGAUCAGUGGUUGAGAGGCAGAUCCCUUCUCCAGCUAGGGGGGGAUGUAGGGGAGGUAAAGGGAACAAAACGAUCAAGUUGGGAUUUAGCAGUACCACUGUGUUUUAAUAAGUGAAUGUAGAUGUGUAGAAAUGUGAACUAUGGCCCUUGUCCUGAGGAUGGCUUUUAAUUCAUUAGGGUUGUAUUCAUUAGGCCAGGUCUAAUGAAUACAAGGCUCCCGAAACUAAGCAAGUCUCAGCCACCUUUUUUCUUCUGGAAGGAUAUGCUUUUAGAGUGUUUAGUAAGUUUAGUAUGGUUCAUAAGUAUUGGGACAGAUUUCUUAUAUUUUUACUUUGCUGUUUCCAGAUAUAUUACCUCUCAGUCAGUGUAGUUCCCAGCCCAUCGUGUCUAACACAAACUAGAGUGGUUGCAUUUUCAAAAUGUCAAGGAAAAUCUUUUGAAGAGGGAGUGUUCAUAUAGAGAAUAUAAUUAUAAGGUUAACAUUUUAAAUCAACCAAUUACUGUAAGGUAUGCUUUGAUUUGAGGGUCUGUUUGCAUAACGUUUUCACCGUUCAGAAAUGACAACACUUUCAGGGCACUAGAUUAUAUAAGCACAUAUAUUUACAACAUGGUUUCAUAUCUUUUGCUUGUAACUGCCUCAAGUCUGUGGCCAAUUCACCCCUCCAGCUGCUGAGUAUAUUUUACAUCAGUUACUUUAACAAAGACAAAUGAGCCAGUUCAAGUGGCAGUUAUACAUCCCCAUGUCAUAACACCCCCUCCGUCAUAUUUCACAGAGAAGGUGGUGUGUUGCGGAUCUUGAGCAGUUGGUUUUCCUUUCGUACUUUCCUCUUGCCAUCACUUUACAGGUGUGCAUCACAUUUUCUCUGUGUGGAACUGGCUGACACAUCAACGCUUACCUACUAGAGAUGGUUUUUGAUCUGUGGGACAUUUAUUUAUUUUUUAUUAUUAUGGAGCAUUCUCUUCUUUGGUCAUCCACAGUAGUGGUCUUCCUUGGCCUACCAGGUCUUUCACAUUUGCUAAGCUCACCAGUGCUGUUCUUUGUAAUGGAUGUUUGCAAUGUCUAUGGUUUUGGCUUCAUUUUAGUUUUUUUGCCUCAUAAUGGGGUCCUUGACUUUUAAUGACACCUGUUUGGUCCUCAUGUUGACAGACUGUAAUGACAGAUCCCGAAUGCAUUUUCAAAACCAAUAAUAAGGACUAAACAUUGACAGCUCCCUUAAGGCUCAAAAUUAUUUUGACAGAACACACCUGACUAAUCAGUAACACCUGUGAAGCCAACUGCGCCAAUGCUUUUGGUUCCCUGCAAUGUUAAACCAUGUAUACAACUAUUUCAACCAAUAAUGGCAGAGAGUCUAUAAAUUACUAUUUAGUGUAAUUGUUUGAUUUGGAGUGUGGAGCCAAUUGAAUCUUUUUUUCCCUCUUUCACACUGUGACACCAUACCACGGAUAUGACAACACAUUUUUAGUAUUCUAAUUAACUCAGGUUUCCAUAGCAUGUGUUAACAUCAAGACAGUAGUUGUACUUUUUAUCCCUAUGUAGUUUUUCUCCAUUAUCUCAUCAUUAGCUGACAUGGUGGUAUGCAAUUGAUUCUUUAUUUAGUGGUAAGACAUUCAAGAGUGUGGAUGGUUGUUAAUUUAAAGUUAUUUUGUAUUUAUUGAGGAUAAACUGGAUCUCUGGGAUGGAAAUGUCUAAUUGCCAUAUGUUAAGGUCCCCAUGAAUAUGUAUUUUAUUUUGCAUAUACCUUUAAUGAAACACUUGAUUUCUUACAAGGUUUCUUCCUUUAAACUGUUUCUAACAGAAUUCUCGUUUUACGAUGUUUGAAUUUUUACCUUUAACUCUGAUUGUAGUGUUAAUGUCUCAAAAGAUUUUCUGAAUGAUACAUUUAAUUUCAAAUGAUGAAUAGUGGUAAAGGGAGGCAUGUGUGUGAGAUUUACAAAAAGAUGUGCAUUUAUUGUACUGUUAUGGCACAAUGCUGAAAUAGAGUUUCCUGUGUCUGUAUGGGUUGGUCCCAGAUCGGUUUGUGUGAUUUUUCUAUACAGUUCAAACCCAUCUGGGACCAGCCCACACAAGCCAGAACCAGUUUACAAUAAACUUACAAAAAUGCACAGAGUAUCACUUAUACUUUCAAGUUUUCAUUUCAUGCUUGCAACAAACUUCUGUGAACUAGGAUAUUGACCUCUUAGGCAUGAAUAAAUCUUGCAUACUCAAACUA
This is a messenger RNA of Esox lucius (northern pike), 3760 nucleotides long. It is a transcript of the gene neu1, whose product is annotated as neuraminidase 1. Bases 160 to 1338 code for a protein of 392 amino acids. The record is from RefSeq and is a predicted model, not a curated record. Gene Ontology annotation, cellular component: cytoplasm; membrane; lysosome. NCBI's taxonomy places the organism in Eukaryota, Metazoa, Chordata, Actinopteri, Esociformes, Esocidae. Gene Ontology annotation, biological process: ganglioside catabolic process; oligosaccharide catabolic process. Gene Ontology annotation, molecular function: exo-alpha-sialidase activity. The transcript has 6 exons.